AAAAUUUCAGAACAAAACCUAAACCCUAAAAAAGAAGCUCCCCUCCUCUCAUUCCUCGCGCAUCACUUACUCCCUCAUCAACGUCUCCAUUAAUCUAAACCCCUCAGUGCUCAACUGCUCAUCACGCUACCAUGGAAGGGUAAAGUUAAUGUUUAUGAUGUUGAAGAAGCUGUGAAAGAUCUGUACAAACUUGAAGAUUGGAAAGUAGUUCCAUAGUGAAGGUAAAACAAGUACCGUAAAGAAGAGAAAAAAUGCCCCUCUAUGAUUGUGUGCUGUUAUUGAAACCCCAUAUUAAGAAGGAAGUUGUGAUGGAUUUAGUUGCUAGGGUGGGUAAGCAUGUUUAUGCCAGAAAUGGUGUUCUUACCGAGAUUAAGUCUUUAGGAAAUGUUCACUUGGGUUAUGGUAUUAAGAAGCUUGAUGGAAGAUAUUUUCAGGGACAACUCAUGCAGAUGACAAUGAUGGCAACACCCAAUAUAAACAAGGAGCUUCAUUACUUGAACAAAGAAGACCGACUAUUGCGAUGGCUCCUUGUGAAACAUCGAGAUUCCCAAAAUUGGCUGGACACUAAGAAUUCGCAAGGUUCAAAACGGCAACUUAAGAGGUCCACCUUACUUGGCAGUUACAAUGAUGCAGAUAUGGACGAUGACGACGACGAUGAUGAUGAUAAGUAUGAGCCAGAGAAGAAAGAUUUUUGAGGUUCAUACUUCAUGGGACAUACUAAUCUCAUGCAAUUUCAUGUUAAGGAUCAAGCUUGUUCUUCCAUUUGGUUGAUUUGCUGUUUCACAUGUGUACUUUUUUUCCUUGAAGCAUAAGGGAAUAUGUUGUCUCCCCGAAACUAAUAGUUUUUAUGUUUGGCACAUGGGAUUUGGGAAAGGAAAUAAGACUUUGUUCCAAACAAAAGUUCAAGUCCUUGUUUGUUUGAAGGAAUGGGAAUAGAAAAUGGGUAUAAAAAAUGAGUCUCUGAAAAUUAAACCUUGGAGGAGGGUAGUAAUUGGUGAGACUUUCAUUCUCACCUAUUUCUUCCAAGUUCUUAAUAUCCUAAACAAGGAAUGAAACUUUUAUAUCUUUAAAGUCUCAUCGUAAAGUUUCACAGAUCA
Messenger RNA from Amaranthus tricolor (Joseph's coat), 1097 nucleotides. RefSeq lists its product as uncharacterized. Gene Ontology annotation, cellular component: ribosome. Gene Ontology annotation, molecular function: structural constituent of ribosome; small ribosomal subunit rRNA binding. The transcript has 4 exons. The record is from RefSeq and is a predicted model, not a curated record. Gene Ontology annotation, biological process: translation. NCBI's taxonomy places the organism in Eukaryota, Viridiplantae, Streptophyta, Magnoliopsida, Caryophyllales, Amaranthaceae. Bases 252 to 695 code for a protein of 147 amino acids.